UUGGGCACAUAACCGUCAAAACCCCAACUCGUCCUUUUGCAUUCUCUCUCUAAGCAAAGAAGAGAGAGUCAGAGGAAUAGAGUAGAGAAAGAGAGCUUAUCCUGGAGGUUGAAGGUAGCUCAGUUUGUACGGAGAGAGCGUUCACACUAUUCACAGUUCACACUAUCAACCCAAAAUCCGUCCUCAAACUAAACUAACAUUACAUCUCUUUUAAUUUGAGCUACCAUGAAAGACAAUCGACAAUUGGAUCCGCCAUUGGGAAAAGCUUUCUGCGGUUAGCAAACUGACGAACUAAGAACUUUCUCGAUACUAAUUUUUGACAGAGACUUCAAGCAAUUUGAAAUUCUUUUCUUCGUUCUGGAAUUUUGUUCCCACCGACGUUCCAUUUCAUUCAGUUUUCUUCCGGUUUCAGAGCGUCAGGGAGACGUAAUCAAACUGUUGAGUGAGCGGCUUGGAGUUCUUCCUCUUUCUUGUUGGUUAUUUAAACAGAUUCCAAUCAGGUUUUGUUGUUUUCUCAUUUUUCAUUUCUUUAGAUUUAAAUAAAACAAUGAAUUACUGCGUCCCUGAUUUUGAGACCGACGAAGAUUCCUUGCUUCCUUCUUCUUCUUCCGUGCCAUCGCGCUCCAAGACGUCUUCCAUGUUAGAUGGUGAGGUUAUGGAACUUCUAUGUCAGAACGGUCAAGUGGUAAUGCAAAGUCCAAACCAGAAAUCCAGGAUGAAAUCGCCGCAGUCUACCACCGCGGAGCAAAUCACGAACAGAGACACUCGCCCUAUGAGUCAACAGGAGGAACCGCAGCUCUUCAUGCAGGAGGACGAAAUGAUUUCGUGGCUUCAUUAUCCUCUGGUUGAUGAUUCUACUUUGGAGAAUAGUUUCCGUGAUGAACUUCUUUAUCCUUCUAAUCCUCAGAGUAUUGAGCAAAACGCCGUCGUUUCUGCACAAGUUCGUACUACUGAUGGCAUGGAGUUUCGGCCUCUCACAGCGAUGACGACGACAGCGACCUCAACAAUGGUUGCUCGGCCGCCAAUUCCACCGAUGAGAAGAACGGAACCGGAAACGAAGGUAAAUAGUUUCGGGCGCUUCUCCGGGCACGCACGGAGGAUCGAAUCUGCUCCGUCCAAUUCGAAGAACAUGGUAAGGGAAUCUACAGUGGUCGGUUCGACUUCAAGCAACACAAUGGUGUUGACGCCGGAAACAAGGAGUUCGGAAGUACAGAGAACGGCUAUAACCGAUAUACCAAGCUGUGGUUUAGCCUGCAGUGGUGGAGUAGCAGCUCCGUCGACUGGCAACGGUGGAGAACUGAUGAAGAUGAUAGUAAGUGAAACAGAACCGGUUCAAAGGACAACGAGUCUUGAGGAUCGGAAGCGGAAAGGAAAAGAAACGGACGAUUCCGAUUACCUAUGCUAUAGCACGGAUGUUGAAUUCGAAUCUACUGAUGCAAAGAAGCAAGUUCGUGGAUCGACCUCUACAAAGAGAUCUCGUGCUGCUGAGGUCCAUAAUCUCUCAGAGCGAAGAAGAAGAGAUCGGAUAAAUGAAAAGAUGAAAGCUUUGCAGGAGCUUAUACCCCGGUGUAACAAGGCAGACAAAGCUUCAAUGUUGGACGAGGCAAUUGAAUACUUGAAGACACUUCAGUUACAAGUUCAGAUGAUGUCCAUGGGAUGUGGUAUGGUGCCAAUGAUGUUUCCUGGUGCUCAACAAUUUAUGCCUCCGAUGGGAAUGGGAAUGGGACUUGGAAUGGGCAUCGGUAUCGGCAUGGAAGCAGGUGUAAACCGUCCCAUGAUGCCAUAUCCUAACAUGUUAGCUGGACAGAUGUUUCCGUGGCAAGCUGGAGCCACUCAACUUGGACCUUCUCUCUCUUUUCCACCCUUUCAUAUGGCUCAUGUUUCCAAUACUGAUCCAUCAAGAAUCCAAGAAACCAAUCAGUCAGAUCAAAUGCACAGCUCAUCAGAAAUGCAAAAUAUAAAUCUGCCAAGGGCCUCGAGUUCACUUGAUAGCUAUCAUCAGUUUCCUGGUUCCCAACAGAUGCAAAAGUCAGCAUCAUCAUCACAGCCUUCCCUACAGAAUCAACCGCCAGCCCUGCUACCAGGAACACAUAAUCAACAUACUAGGCGGAGACUUGAAAAUAUCGACAAUCAUGAAACAGGAAGUCCUACCAUGUAUCCGUGUUGAAAUUGGAGGAAGCAUGGAAUUUCUUGGAUAGGGCCCUACAUUACAUGCCUGCAAAAAUUUUGUAGCUAGGUAGAGUUUGAUUACAAUAACAACAUAACACAGGUUGACAUGUAAAUUAUGCAUAGUUCAUACCAUUAUCAAAUGAGAACAACACAGCUCCUUUUCCAAUUUCCUCCCUUUUGCUACUUGGGAUUUGUUUGAGUUUUUACACAUUGAUGAUGUGAGCUCUCAAUCAAACACACCUAACAGAAUAGCUAGUCGUGGCUUGGAGAUAAAUAUUAGAGUUGGUUUGGAUUGAUCAAGCAUGUAAUUUGUUCGUGGGUUGGAAUUUUCUCAAUGUGCAAUGACCUACUCGGAACCCUAGAAAGUGGAUUGUAUUAUUUCAA
Molecule: messenger RNA, 2553 nt
Organism: Cucumis sativus (cucumber)
Lineage: Eukaryota; Viridiplantae; Streptophyta; Magnoliopsida; Cucurbitales; Cucurbitaceae
Product: transcription factor PIF1
Exons: 8
Coding region: 548-2167 (539 amino acids)
Biological process (GO): regulation of DNA-templated transcription
Molecular function (GO): DNA-binding transcription factor activity; protein dimerization activity
Source: RefSeq, a predicted model, not a curated record